AUGAACAACAUCAACAACAACAAAUCAAGAAGCAAUAUCCUUUUUAUUACCAUCCUAUUCCUCGUUCUAGCAACCUUGGCAAAUGUGACGCAGUCUUUUCCAGGAUUCUUCGAGCUGGAUAGCAAGUCAAACGAAAGGGCACUCAAAGGAAAAGACGAGUUGGAGUCACUCCUAACAAACUCCAAGAAGAGCAAGUGCUGGGAACAAUGUAUGGAGUCAUUGGUCCAUGGUUGUAAAGAGAUGGACGAUGUCCAGAGAUCAAGACUCGCCGUUAAGUUGGCCAGUUGCCACCUCGAAAAGUCCGGUCUAACAAGCUAUCAGUGCACCGACAAGAUGUCCAUACCCGAGUGCACAUCGUCCAUGAGUGAGCUGGCCUACAUGACCUACACCAACUUUUACAUCUCCACCGAAAACAUCUGCUACUACCUCCAGUCCGAGCUGUUCCAGCAACAGACCGAGAAGGCUGUCAACAAACUCAUCGAGUCCACAGUCGACACUCUUACCUCUGUCAAGCAGAUCUAUCUCCAGUCGCAACUACUCUCGGAGUCAAUGGAACAGACCAACUUGGCACAACAGAAGUUGGUCAACAUCAACAGCAACUUGAAGAUGCAGUUGGAGCAAUCGAUGGACUUUCUCAACAGGAUAAGUGUCACAUCAGAGGAGCUAAAGUCCAAUCUUCGCGAGACAAUAGUCAAGCAAGAUACAUUGCUAGAGUCACAAGUGAAGUUAUCCGAACAACAACAACAAUCCUCUCGCGCGUCCCUUGAUAUCCUAUUCCAGAUCAAAGACUCUGCCAACUUUAUAUCAUCCAAUACCUUGGAGUCAUUGGACAAUCAGAAUAGACUAUUAGGUCUUCAAAAGCAAGCUAUUGGAGACUUGAGUGGCAUAGGAUCAAUCACUGAUCAAUGCUUGUCCAAGCAACGAGAGAUACUCAAUGCUCAGGACAAGAUCUCACAAGGACAUCAACUAAUAGUUAGUAUCCUUAAUGGUUUGAACAACUUGUCCAACACCAUCCUAUCAGAGUUCAUUGACCUUAAGUCCAUAAUCUAUUACGCUGCAACCUCUGUACUUUUGUUCUUCAUUACAAGUACCAAGAGGUCUGCGCCUGCUAGGCUGCCAUUAUAUAUUGGCCUGAUCACAUCGAUGAUGUUGGAGAGAUACGCUAUAAGUGUAUCAUCACACUCGUUGUCUGGUCAUCUAAUGGAUAUACUUGGAGUCAACAGCAUGAUUGACAAUGUACAAUUCAAGUAUUUCCUUGUCAGCAGGAUACGCAUGCUGUUCUUUGCCUGUGCUUCCAUGGUUGUCACGCUCUCCAUAUGGUUCUAUCGUGACUAUGAGUUACUCAAUCAUCAACUACUACUCCAACUCAACGAAUCAAGCAAGAGGACAUUAUUACUACUCAAGAGUUCAAACAAGUCCGUCGUCUCUUCCACUUCAAGGAACAAGAAGAAGGAGCAACAACACAUGCUGGCAAUCAACAUUGAUGAUGAUGUUGAUGUAGAUGUUGAUUAUGAGUCGGAUGGCGAUGCCUCCAACAACUAA
Molecule: messenger RNA, 1542 nt
Organism: Acytostelium subglobosum LB1
Lineage: Eukaryota; Evosea; Eumycetozoa; Acytosteliales; Acytosteliaceae
Exons: 6
Coding region: 1-1542 (513 amino acids)
Source: RefSeq, a predicted model, not a curated record